CACACAAUUGGUCAAAAGUUGCCUUGAUUUUACAGUAAACUGAGGUACUUGCAAAGAUUCGAUCUUGAGCUGGAUCAGAUUGAAUUAGCGAAUAGUAUCAAAGGCAGGCAAGGAAGACAGCAUGCGUCUCGGGAGGCAAUUCUCAAACACACAAUUGAACGUGAGAGAUUUCUAUAUGAAGAAAAUGGAAUGGAGAUUCCAGAUAUCAUCAAUCCAAAGAACCUGAAAAUCUUUAGAGAAUGGGAUGGAAAUCUGAAAAAACUUCCCAAUUUGAAAAUGAAAAAAAUAUCUUUAAAGGAUUCAACUUGUAUACAGAAAGAAAGCCAAAAUGCUGACGUGACAGAAAGCGUACAGGAGGAGGAUGAGGACGUUGAGGACAAGCAGUCUGUAGUAAAGGAGGAUGAAUAGAAUUAUGAAAUACCCCAAAAUUUCCUUGCAAGAAGCCAUUUAAAUUGAACCUGAUGCAAUGCAUUCAAACGCUUGAGAUGACCAAUGGUGAAAAUAUAUUUUUGAGAUAUUUUGCUCCUGCAUAAAUGAACCUAACCUUUUGUAAGGUAUCCAGAAGUGCUCAUAUUUGCAAAGAAAAUCUAUUUAUUGCCAAUAAAGUUUGAAAUAUUUGAAAUACUAAUAAAUUUAUGC
Molecule: messenger RNA, 639 nt
Organism: Callorhinchus milii (elephant shark)
Lineage: Eukaryota; Metazoa; Chordata; Chondrichthyes; Chimaeriformes; Callorhinchidae
Gene: tma16
Product: translation machinery associated 16 homolog
Cellular component (GO): nucleus
Source: RefSeq, marked provisional